GGGAGGACGCACGGCGCUGCGUUGUUCCGCCCUUCGCGCUCCUGGUCUUGGCCGAGCUAGCAGAGCCGGGGUGUUCGGCCAAGUGGGGGCAGCUUCAGGCGCGCCGCCGAACCGAUCCGCUGAGCCUGUUGCCGCCGCCGCCGCCGCCGCCACCGCCACGCCCCGUGCGCCGUGACCCGCGACCCCAGACCCCGACCUCUUUUAGAUCGGCCCGCGCGCCCCAGGCCCGGCCCGGGCGGCGCGACGGGAGGAUGAGCGGCGGGCGGCGGAAAGAGGAGCCGCCUCAGCCGCAGCUGGCUAACGGGGCCCUCAAAGUCUCCGUCUGGAGCAAGGUGCUGCGGAGCGACGCGGCCUGGGAGGACAAGGAUGAAUUUUUAGAUGUGAUCUACUGGUUCCGACAGAUCAUUGCUGUGGUCCUAGGUGUCAUUUGGGGAGUGUUACCAUUGCGAGGUUUCUUGGGAAUAGCAGGAUUCUGCCUGAUCAAUGCAGGUGUCCUGUACCUCUACUUCAGCAACUACCUACAGAUAGAUGAGGAAGAGUAUGGCGGCACGUGGGAGCUCACAAAGGAAGGGUUUAUGACAUCGUUUGCCUUGUUCAUGGUCAUUUGGAUCAUCUUUUACACUGCCAUCCACUAUGACUGACGGUGCACAGUCCCCACCUGCUCCCUGUCCGGUCCAAAGGACCCUCUUAGUUACACCACAGAAACACGAUUGUUGGGGGGCACCCCAGCCACGCGGAACCUGGAAGACCCGUGUUUCCUGGACCGAGAAUCAGUGUGUUGGGCGUCA
Messenger RNA from Balaenoptera acutorostrata (minke whale), 788 nucleotides. RefSeq names its product RAB5 interacting factor (gene RAB5IF). The transcript has 4 exons. The record is from RefSeq and is a predicted model, not a curated record. Bases 252 to 641 code for a protein of 129 amino acids. Gene Ontology annotation, biological process: mitochondrial respirasome assembly. NCBI's taxonomy places the organism in Eukaryota, Metazoa, Chordata, Mammalia, Artiodactyla, Balaenopteridae.